AAACCCUCCCUCCUCCCGUCCCCUUCCCUCCCCCCAUCUUCCACGGCGGCGCCGCCCCGACCUCCGACCUCCGAAGCCGACGCCGCCCUGACCCUCCCCGAAAUUCUGAUGCGGAUUCGCAAGCCUGUGCUGUCGUCUCCGUAAGCUGAUUAAGGAGGCUCGGUCCAUGAAGUGCGGUUUCUGCGUGGAUUCUUCCUUGCUCGAAUGGCGCGGCCGGUGUGAGGAGGAGGAGGAGGAGGGGGUUUGUGUCCCUCGUCUAUGCGCCGCGCGGUGCCGGGGUGUCUGUGUCGAGCCCUUCUGAACAGACGUCCACCCUUGGAGCCACGCCUCUCUUCUGUGGCCUGUCGCGUGAAGAGCUUGGACGAUGAGGAGGAGCCCAGUCACAGUCAGCCCUCCGUUUGCAGUGAGGGUAGACGCGGGUGUUUUCUUCCUGUGAUCGCGCGGGCAGUCCGGACAUUAAGCUGGGAUGAUGCCACCAGGAAGAUCAGCUUCGGGGAGUGUGUCAGGCUGUAUGGGCUACCCCGGUCGAUCGGGCUGUUUGUGUUGCUUAUGCAGUCGUUCCUGCCACGGAGGAUUAGAGAGGUCCGCUGCCUGAUCCAGAGUGUUGUCGACCACCACGGGAAUGCCGGGAUGGAGUUGUUUGAGUUGGCGCCCUUGUUGGCUAGCAAUUUGGGUGGGUCGAUGACGUUGCUACAAGUUUAUGCCACAAUCAUCCGGGUUUUUGUGGAGCUGUCCAUGUUUGAGGAUGCUCUCCUCACUUAUGUCGAGGCCAAGAAGGUUGGAGUUGAGCUGCAAGUAUGCAACUUCUUGCUGAAGCGCUUGGUUGAGCGGAAUCAGACCAUGUAUGCAAGGAGUUUGUUUCAAGAUAUGAAGAGUUCUGGUCCUUCACCAAAUGUCUACUCUUAUUCAGUUUUGAUGAGUAUGUAUACACAUGGAGCCAAGUUAUGCCCGGAGGAAGCUCUAGAGCUUCUUUCUGAAAUGGAAGUGGAAGGUGUGAGGCCAAAUGCUGCAACCUAUGCUACUUACCUCUACGGGCUUUGCCGUGCCAAACAGGUGAAAUCUGCAUGGAACUUCCUCCAAAUGAUGUGCCAGAGAGGCUACCCUUGCAACAGCUAUUGUUUUAAUGCAGUUAUUCAUGGUUUCUGCCAUGAUGGUCAGGUUCACAAAGCCAUAGAAGUGUUUGAUGGGAUGAAGAAGUGUGGGUUUGCCCCAGAUGUUCACAGCUACAGCAUAUUAGUUGAUGGCUUAUGCAAACAAGGGGAUGUAUUGACAGGUUAUUACAUGCUCGUUGAGAUGGCAAGGAAUGGAAUCACUCCUACUCUGGUGAGUUAUAGUUCGCUUUUGCAUGGUCUUUGCAGAGCUGGAAGGGUUGAAUUGGCUUUCGAGCUUUUUAAGAGGCUGAAAGAUCAAGGAUUCAAGCAUGACCACCUAGUUUACAGCAUCGUUCUUCAUGGUUGUUGUCAACAUCUAGAUCUAGAGAUUUGCUAUGACCUUUGGAAUGACAUGGUUCAUCAUAAUUUUGUUCCAGAUGCUUACAAUUACAGUAGCCUGAUAUAUGCAUACUGUAGGCAUAGGAAACUUAAAGAAGCAUUGGAGGUGUUUGAGCUCAUGCUCAGUGAUGGGAUAUGCCCCAACAUUGUGACCUGCACAAUUCUUGUUCACGGCUUCAGCAACGAAGGGCUGAUUGGUGAGGCCUUCCUGUUCCUGGAUAAAGUACGCCAGUUUGGGAUCGUCCCCAACCUUUGCACGUACAGAGUUAUCAUCAACGGUCUGUGCAAGGUCAACAAACCUGAUGACGUGUGGGGUAUUUUCGCAGACAUGAUUAAAAGGGGCUACGUUCCUGAUACUGUCCUUUACAGUAUUAUUAUCGAUGGUUUUGUGAAAGCUUUGGAUCUGCAUGAGGCCUUCAGGCUGUAUUACAAAAUGCUUGAUGAGGGGACAAAGCCUAAUAUCUUUACAUACACUAGCCUCAUAAAAGGUUUGUGCCAUGACGAUAAGCUUCCUGAAGCUAUGACGUUGCUUAAGCAUAUGAUUGGGGAGGGGCUGACGCCCGACAGAAUUCUGUAUACGUCUCUGAUUGCGUGCUACUGUAAGCGUUCAAACAUGAAGGCGGCUCUGCAAGUCUUUAGAGAGAUGGAAACAGAGGGUUUGUCGGCGGAUUCUUUCGUCUACACUUGUUUGAUUGGUGGCUUCAGUAAAGUGCCCGCGAUGGACGGUGCACAGUUGUUUAUGGAAGAAAUGAUAAGCAAGGGGCUUACACCUACUGUGGUAACUUAUACGGACCUCAUAAUUGGAUACUUCAAAAUUGGAGAUGAGAAAAAAGCUAUGGUGAUGUACAACAGUAUGCUCGAGGCAGGCAUUACACCAGAUGCCAAGCUGACCUGUAUAUUGGGCUUCGAUAAUGAUGGGCAUGCUUUUGGCAAUUCUCAGGAAGAAAAGGAUGUAUCAUAGUCACAGGUUUCACACAGCUACAGCUACAGUAACAUGAUCAAUAGAAUUAUUCCAUAAGUGAUAAGCUCAUGUAUUGUGGCAUCAAGUAUUAGUUCCAUUUCUUUCCUCUAUUUCUGUCGCUGCCAUCAUUUGGACAAGGGAGGGAAAGUAAUGGGCCAAAAGAAAAAUUCAAUUUGAUGGUGUAAUCCUGUUGAAUACAUGGAGGGUGUGAUAAUUACAGGCCCUCUUUUCUGCUAGGUACAAGAUUUGUGAUUGAUUUCGACAAAUUUCUCUUCAAGGUUAGGUGUUCUGCUGGAAAAGCGAAAGCUAUUUAGUGUAUUUUUUGGAAGAUACUCGGUAAGAUAGAUGAAGAGGAUGGCAAUCAAAGCUUCUGUCAUGUGGAACAAGCUUUUUGGUUCAGCAGACUUUCGGUCAUGUAGCCUCUCGAACUGUGGAUACUGAAAGUUCAGUUAGUGUGCAGGUUUCAGAAUGUGAAGAUGCCGAGACAGUGCAUCUGAUUUAAAGGAACAUUUGGUGCCGCAGAUAACUGUUGAUCCAGAUACCCACCCUUUUGAUGAAACGCUCCAGAUACCACCCUUCUGUUGAAAUGCUUCAGCCUGUGGAUGGAUUCAUUAAUGCAAGUAACCAGGGAAGAAGGGGCGUUAGCUGGGGCUAUCCAUGUCGGGUCCUUCGCGAGGAGAAGAGGGAGGGAGGAGCAUCAAGGGAGAUUCGUCCUGCUCCAAUACCAAGGAAGCCACGCCCACACCAUCACAUACAAACAUUUUUCUUCCCCACCCAUGCAACCUGCUUGUCUCUCGCUCAAGCGAGGACCGUGGUUGGCACUUGCUCACUCAUGGCUGCCCAGCCACAACCUGCCCGUCUUCAGUCUUGGUGGUGUCGUUCUAGCAGAUGCCUUGCCACAAUUGCCUAGCACCCUCAAGGACCAGGAAGGCAGCCGGGUGGAGACAGGGGCAUUCUCCUUAACCGCAGCUUUCGCCUCCUGCACUUUAUAGGUGCUGCUGUCGACAUUGCUCCUUAUCUUCCCCUCGGGAGGUAUGGACAGAUGGUGAUAUUGUUUGCUUAGGUUUCCUUCAAACUGGUGCUCAACUAGACAAGCCCGAGGUCUGACUAGGGGUGCAGAGCGAGCGGCGCCUGAUCCACCCCGCUCCACAAGUCAAAAUCCAUGGUGUUAGUUAUAACUUUCCAGCUGAGAUUUAGCUUAGUUUGAACUAAUUUCAUAGUUAUGCAGGAUGCUCGCUCGCACCCCUAGGUCUAACCAAGCUAGCUAUAAUGAGUGGCCAUUUCUUCAAAUAAGCAAAUUAUCUGAAUCUCUUAUCUUUUCUUUAGUGAUAUGCUUGAAGACAUUUGUUGAUAAGGCAAAUGUGGAUUUUUGUAAUCUUCGUCUUGAUUGUUAAGCUUCAUGCACUAGCCAACGAAA
Hordeum vulgare subsp. vulgare (domesticated barley) is the source of this 3868-nucleotide messenger RNA. RefSeq names its product pentatricopeptide repeat-containing protein At1g63070, mitochondrial-like. Gene Ontology annotation, molecular function: protein binding. The record is from RefSeq and is a predicted model, not a curated record. The transcript is spliced from 6 exons. Bases 259 to 2451 code for a protein of 730 amino acids. NCBI's taxonomy places the organism in Eukaryota, Viridiplantae, Streptophyta, Magnoliopsida, Poales, Poaceae.